Messenger RNA from Mixia osmundae IAM 14324, 2920 nucleotides. RefSeq lists its product as uncharacterized. The record is from RefSeq and is a predicted model, not a curated record. NCBI's taxonomy places the organism in Eukaryota, Fungi, Basidiomycota, Mixiomycetes, Mixiales, Mixiaceae. Bases 334 to 2850 code for a protein of 838 amino acids. Gene Ontology annotation, molecular function: hydrolase activity; DNA binding; ATP binding. The transcript is spliced from 6 exons.
CUGCUCCGCUUGUAUUACUGAACGUGUCCUUGUGAGAUCAAAGGCUGAGCAAUACGCGUCCGUGCUACCUGUUGUCGGCACACUGUCUGGCACGCCUGACUCGAAUCGCUUGAGACCAGCAUAGCGAAAGGCGAUCUUCAUAUCUAGUUGAGGUGCGGUCACUGUCUCCGAGCUGGUUAUACUCGUGUCCUCGGCAGCCAUGAGUGAGGCAAAAAUGGCAUCGGGCGCAUCUCCUUCGCCUAAGGAGCUCGAGACGAGCAACAGACGAUGGUCUUUGCAGCUCAGACCUUGAGAUAGAUAAAAUUUGAGCAGCAGUUUGGCAUAGCUCGAUGCAUGGUCCUCUUCGAGAAGCAGAACAGUGCCGAGAGGUUGACCCCCGCCCAAAAUAUCGUCAAGAGCAGCAACGCCCGUAGAUGCAAGAGUCGCAGAGUUGUAGGCACUGAGUUUGGUGCCUGUCAAUGCGCUCUGAGCAACCUGCCCCGGUGCGGAAGGUGUGCGACGCUUGAAGGACAUGCGCCGGCGCCGGCGUGCAAGCUGCAAGCGCGCUGCUGUAACGACGUUAUCGAUAUAUCCUCCUCCUCGCUGGCCAUGCGGCGCUUUCCCCUCACGCUUGCGGCUCAGCACUCAUGCAACAUCACCGUCGCUGUGAACCAGACAAGGCGCUGCCAGAGCAGCUAUGUUGGCAUCUCUUGCUUUCUCGAAAGAUUGAUCAAACAAGAUCGAAUGACGACAUUGCGUCUCGGUCAGCAGACACGACGUGCAAGCAACGUCGCUGCAUCGCCCGAGCAGUCGUCUGUACGACUAAGACCAUAUCAGAAGGAUUGUAUAGACUCCUGCCUGGCUGCGCUUCGUCGAGGCGUGACUCGUAUCGGCGUGUCCAGUCCAACAGGCUCUGGCAAGACCACAAUCUUCACUCAGUUGAUUAAGCAGCUGCCCGAGCGCACGACGCAAAGCAAACGAGUCAUCGUGCUCGUACACUCUAUCGAACUUGCACGUCAAGCUGCCAGACAUAUCACCUCUGCAUGGCCAGACCUAAUCGUCGAGAUCGAGCAAGGCGCGAAGCACAAGGCAUCCGGGCAGGCGGAUGUGACGGUUUGCAUGGUGCAGACGCUGGGUCGGCCAGGCUCAGAACGAUUGCUCAAGUAUGAUCCGCUAGAUUACAAGGCUAUCAUCGUCGACGAGGCGCAUCAUGCCGCCGCUGGCUCGUACAGGCGCAUACUAUCGCAUUUCAACUCGCGUGUUGUUCCGGAGGCCAGUCCAGAUGUCAUUGAAGACUCAAUAGCAACAACGGUGGCAGCUGAUGUGCCUCUCAUCGGCUUCUCUGCGACUUUCAGCAGGCACGACGGCAUCGGACUUGGCAAAGUAUUUGAUGAGAUCGUUUACCACAAAGACUUCCUGGAGAUGAUGGACGAGAAAUAUCUUUCGCAUGUGCGCUUCACGACGGUCAAAGCCGACUUCGACUUUUCCAAGAUCAAGAUCAGCAAGGCAAACGGCGAUUUUUCUAGCACAAGUCUCGCUAGUAUCGUUAAUACGCCUACAGUCAAUAACCUCGUCGUUCGCGCAUGGCUUGAUCGAGCAUCGACGCGGAAAUCGACACUCGUAUUCGCCGUCAACGUGGCUCACGUUGUCGCACUGACGAAUGCUUUCCGAGCUAUCGGCGUCGAAGCGCGGUACAUCUUUGCUGGAACGCCUCUUGGCGAAAGACAAACUCUCCUCAGCGACUUCCGUGCAGGCGUAUUUCCUGUUCUCGUCAACUGCGCUAUUCUGACGGAAGGAGCUGACGUGCCCAACAUCGAUUGCGUUCUGCUUGCCAGACCAACACGAUCGCGCAAUAUCUUCUCGCAGAUGAUCGGUCGCGGUAUGCGUCUCAGUCCUGGCAAAAGAGACUGUCUCAUCCUCGACGUCGUUGGCAACUGCGAACGGGGCGUCAUCUGCACGCCGACACUGUACGGACUCGAUCCUGACAUCCAGAUCGAAGCACUCGAUCCUGCCGAGCUUGCCAAUCUUCAGCGCAUCCAAGCCGAAAGACAGGCGGAGCUGCGACAGACAGCUAGCGAGCCUGAAAUCACCGGCGUGAUGGAGCCGAAAUCCAUUAUCUACAAAGACUAUGACUCGGCUUACGAUCUCUCGCAAGACUUCAGCGGCACAGCGACCUACAUAGGUCGGAUGUCGCGGAACGCUUGGACAGGUCUGGGAGAGAAUCGCUACAUCCUUGACCUGUUGGGCGAAGGUCACAUCAAUGUCAUGCCCAUGAAGGGAACUGACGGAAGCGAUCAAUCUGCUCCCGUCUUUGAGGCAAGCUAUACUCCUACGAAUCGGCAUUCGGCGACUGCGGGCCGCUACCUUCGUCCACGCGUCAUCUUGACAAACGCUACACUGCUCGCUGCUGUUCAGGGCUGUGACACCUUCGUAACCCGUGUGAGAGCUCGCGGAACGGCUUUUGGCGCUAUGCGACUGCUCGCCAAUGCACCCUGGCGUAAUGCUCAAGCAAGUGAUGCGCAGAAAGACUGGGUGCAUAUGCGCUUGCGAAGCGCAGAUCAAGCAGAACGAAUCGAAGGGUCAUCCCGUCGAACGCCAGUCUAUAUCGGUCGACAGAAGCUCGAAGUUGAUUCGAUGACAAAGGGGCAAGCGGCUUCGAUUAUCACGCGACUUAAGCAUGGCUUCAAGGCAAAGGUCGAAAAGGUCGAAAACCGUAUGGACUCGGCCAAUAAGAAGGCAGUCUCGCGAGUGAAGAAAGCCAAAGAGGAAGAAGAGAAGCGUCAGAGCAAGAUCAGCCGAGCUGCCAAGCUUGAAGCGAUGCGGCAAGCGCGAGAGAUAGUCUCUGUGGGACCUCUGCGCAAUUCAGUCUAGCAAAAGUGGUUGCAUUUCUACUCAGUUCGAUGCUCAUGCAGCACCGACGAAUUCCUGCGAGAUCAAUGAG